This is a messenger RNA of Silurus meridionalis, 1106 nucleotides long. Its product is annotated as protein lifeguard 3-like. Gene Ontology annotation, cellular component: Golgi apparatus; endoplasmic reticulum; membrane. The coding region runs from base 4 to 909 and encodes 301 amino acids. The record is from RefSeq and is a predicted model, not a curated record. The transcript has 10 exons. NCBI's taxonomy places the organism in Eukaryota, Metazoa, Chordata, Actinopteri, Siluriformes, Siluridae. Gene Ontology annotation, biological process: negative regulation of apoptotic signaling pathway.
AUCAUGUUUAAGUCUGAACUCCCUCCGUCUUAUGAAGAGUCCCAACAUCAGGGGGGCAGUUCUCCUCCCCCCCCUCACACCUACACCACACAUGAGAUGCCUGGAGAUGAAGCAGGAGCAGGAGCUGAAGCAGGAGCAGGAGCAGGAGCAGGAGCUGAAGCAGGAGCAGGAGUUCCACCCCCAGGAAUGUCCACUGUUAUACUUCCCACCUACACGUCUUCAGGUGACCCCAGCGAAUUGUGGGAAAAUAAAAUUAUUCGCCAUGCGUUCAUCAGAAAGGUUUUUCUGAUUCUGGCGUUGCAGCUGUUAGUGACAACCUCAAUCGUAGCGGUGUUCACGUUCGUUGAUCCAGUGCGUCUCUUCAUAAUCCAGAAUCCUGUGAUUUACGGGUUGUCUCUCUGUGUUCUUUUCACAAUUUAUGGGUUGGCGUUCAUUGAAGAAAUAAGGAGACGAUUUCCUGUGAACCUGGUUUACCUGUUCAUAUUUACUCUCGCCAUGUCCUUUACGGCUGGAUUAAUGUCAAGUUAUUAUGAGACGAACCUUGUGGUUUAUUAUCUGGGAAUGAUGUUGGUGGUGUGUGUGACCAUUCUAGUGUUCAGUUUCCAGACCAAGGUGGACUUCCCCUCCUGGCCUGGUCUUAUGUGUGUCCUGUUCAUUGUGCUUGUAAUAAUAGGCAUCAUCACAGCCAUCGUCCUCUUACUUCACCCUGGGCAGGGCCACAUCCUGUACUCGUUUGUCUGGACCUACUUUUACACUGGGUUCCAGGUAUACAAAACUUACUUGCUGUUGUGGAAGCGAUCUCAUAACCUGAAUCCGGAUGAGUAUGUGUUUGGAGCUCUGUAUUUCUGUACAGACAUCAAUAUUAUCUUCGCCUUGCUGCUGCAGAUCACCAUCCUCAGCUCCACCUGAACACACACACACACACACACACACACACACACACACACACACACACACACACACACACACACACACACUCACCCACCCAACAACAUCGCAGUUGAUCCACAUCCGAUCUGUGGAGAUCACGACCCACAGUUCGGCACGUAUGUGACCCUUGGAUGAAUUGCUUGUUUUUUUAACGAGCUGAUAAAUCUUAUUUUUUA